UAGCAGGAUAAAAAUUACACUUCUUCCUGAAAAGUAAUUCCACACAUCUCUCUGUGCCUAACAUAAUUCGCCUGGGUGCACAGUAAUGUAGUCAAUGUGAAAUCGACCGAUAUCUGGGCUUCAACUGUACAUUGUAUUCACACAUGAGAUGGGAAAUUGAUUAACUCUUGGUUUUAUAAGUGAAUACAACAGACGAGUUCUUUCACAUGGUGGAAUGAGAUUUAGGACAGUGGGGUGUAUGGAAUGUAGUCUGUCAAGAUAGUGAAGGGGCGCAACAAUUAUCUUGACACUAAUAUAAGAAUAAAACUUGUGCACUGUGGUAGAGUAUAAUUCCAUCAUGGGUAAAUUUUUGUUUUGAUAAAGUCUCACAGUGUUAUACAGUAAUGUUUACUGAUGGCGUUUUGAGCACAAUUUAUGAUUAUGAGCAAAUCAAGUCAUCUAACAUUGAGGAUUCCAUGAGUUUAAUACACAAAAACUGUCAGUCUUACACUCAAUCCCCUCACAUGUCGACUGAUCGCACUGGCAAGCAAAUGUGGAUCAAUAUGAUUCAGGUUAUUAGGAAAUUGUUCAGGAAAUCCCCAACAGUUUAGAGUCGGCAGAGAAGACUUCAAUCACACAGUCCAACGAAGGAUGACACAGACUUAUAAUAAUGUUAGUGAAUAGACACUAGUUGGUGAAAUUAGUAAAAAAAUGUUUUUUUUUUAAAAACUCGUGUUUCCCGUUAAUGUUGGCUUAUCAUUGAUGAUCAAUUCGUGAGUUUUGAUAACUUACUUUUUUACUUUUUCUUCUGAUUACAGCUUGACUCCACACCGUAUUUUUGUUACAAGUAUGGAAUUUUUAGCUUGUGAUGUCCGUAGCCCAAAUUUCGCAGGCCGACAAUAGAUAUCAGCUGUGUGUCGGCAGGUGAUCGAACCUCGGACCAUGUGCAUGGUCGGCGAGAGUCACAACCACUGUGACACCGACGCACAUUACAUCUAAAUGCAUGGACCACACCAUCUGUUGAUUUGCAGGAUGCUGCAUCAGAAUGUCAGCGCACAUCGCUAGCAAAAACUAGUAACAAAAACCAAAUAGGAAAGCUGAAUUGAAGAAAAUGUAGGAACCAAUAGCUUGAUCUCGGGAAAUAAUUCAUGCGAAUUAACUCACAAACCAAAGAAAUUUAUGAAUGAUUUUCUUUCUGCACAGUGAUAUGCAGAGAUAUUCAGUCACAAUUAUGUUGUCUUUCAAUUAUUUGUGAGGCGUGCAACCCACUUAAAAUUGGGCAUGAUAACGUAUUCAGAUGUUUACAAUGAGAUCUGACAUCUUUGUGAAACAAAAGAAUCUUGUCCAACUUGGCCUAUGGGAGUUUCGAAUCUCACAACAAUACACCUUAUCCAUCCUACUGAUCAUUUGAGAAAUUGACAUGUCGCCUAUCUGUUCUUUGAUGAAUUUCUUCUUCAAUAUGUUGCGUUAUCUCCUUAAAACUACUAUCCAAACGUCACAUUCUUCAUGUAUCCCUGUUAAGUUUUCAUGUUGUUGUCAUGUUAGGUAUGACAUUUCGGUGUGCAAAUCAUCGGAAAUGUUCCAUAUGCUUUUCAAAAUUGAUCUACAGUACCUAAUAUACAGUGAUCGGAAUUACCUAACACUCUUCUUGGUUGAGCUAGUUUUCUUUGAUUACGGUGACCUUGUAAAUGAAGAACAGUACAAAAUUAUUUAUGUUUAUAAUGAAAAUUAUAAUCACGCCACAUUCCUUCAAAAAGACAAGGGGUGAUAUUUUGAAAUAUUUCUAGAAAUCUUGAAGGUCUUACACGUGGCAAGUGUAAAUUAGCUGAAAUAUUCUGUUGAAUAGAUUUGUGUUUAGUUUCUCUGACCAUAACGGGAAGUAGAAUUAUUAAGCAGUGUGUACUACUCUUCAUUGUUCAAUGGAACAAUCCACAAUGAAAUUAUGUAUCUGCCAUUAUAUAUUGCUUUGCUUGAAUCGUAAACAUCAUAUGACUCAAUUUCUUCCUCUAAAAACAUAUUCAGAAUUUAUUCAGACAGAAAGAAAUUUAACUCAUAUUGCUGCAUAUUGUUCUUAAGAUAUAAAGUACAUGCUUCCGUUAUUACAUUUGCUUCAUUUUAUGUAUGAGGUGAAGGUAUCUGCCAAAAUAAUAAUUACAGAUUUGUGUUUGUACUACAGUUGCAGACAGAAUACCACGAAGAAUGAUUUGGCUUCCACAUAUAUCUCUGUGUCUGUUUAUUAUAUUAUUUCAGUGCUUAUUUGAGAUUUUAUUAAUUUGUCAAAAUUAUAAUUAUCGAUUGGUGUUUGGACUAAAAUCACAGGCGGAAUAGUAGCAAGGAUAAUUACACUUCUCUCUGAAAAGCAAUUCCACACAUCUCUCUGUGCCUAACAUAAUUCGCCUGGGUGCACAGUAAUGUAGUCAGUGUGAAAUCGACCGAUAUCUGGGCUUCAACUGUACAUUGUAUUCACACAUGAGAUGGGAAAUUGAUUAACUCUUGGUUUUAUAAGUGAAUACAACAGACGAGUUCUUUCACAUGGUGGAAUGAGAUUUAGGACAGUGGGGUGUAUGGAAUGUAGUCUGUCAAGAUAGUGAAGGGGCGCAACAAUUAUCUUGACACUAAUAUAAGAAUAAAACUUGUGCACUGUGGUAGAGUAUAAUUCCAUCAUGGGUAAAUUUUUGUUUUGAUAAAGUCUCACAGUGUUAUACAGUAAUGUUUACUGAUGGCGUUUUGAGCACAAUUUAUGAUUAUGAGCAAAUCAAGUCAUCUAACAUUGAGGAUUCCAUGAGUUUAAUACACAAAAACUGUCAGUCUUACACUCAAUCCCCUCACAUGUCGACUGAUCGCACUGGCAAGCAAAUGUGGAUCAAUAUGAUUCAGGUUAUUAGGAAAAUGUUCAGGAAAUCCACUGUUCUGUUGACCGAAAUUCUGUUUCGCCAACUUAUUGAUACAUACCAUUAUUUACCCAGUAUCAUGUCUCAAUUAUAAGUCAGGAAUUCAAAGCUAAUCAAGGUCUAAGCUUUUUCGCCAUGUUUGCGUGUUUAUCAUUGGAAGCGAAAUCUGAAGCCUUCUCAUGCCUAGAUAUUCUAUAUCCAUCGCAUUCGCAGUUCAUCUUGUCUGAAUUAUAAUGUUAUAAUCAUGUUAACCAUCUCUGGGUUUAGUAUUUAUUGUUCAUAAUGUCUAUCUUGGAUACUACUUUAUGACGAAUGUCUAUGUCAAAGUCUCUGAAGUCUCAAACCAAUUUCGGAAAAUAAAUUUUAUUUGAAAAAUCGGUAGUAUUUCCGAAGGAAGUGAUACUUUGUUGUGUUUGAUUUCCCCGCUUGUACUACUUUCUCCAAAUUUGUGAGUAAUGCAUGCGUUACAUUAAUAAUUAAGAUGGUUUAAUUUGAUUCCGGUGAAAAAAUUAUUUAUGCAUAUAAUGAAAAUUAUAAUCACGCCACAUUCCAUCAAAAAGAAAUGGAGUGAUAAUUAAGAAUAUUUUUAGAAAACUUGAAGGUCUUAUACGUGGCAAGUGCAAACUACCUGAAAUCUAUUGGUGAAAGGAGUAUAUAAAUACUUGUUUUUAUUUAUUAAACAAAUAUUGUACGGAAGAUGACGAAGAAUACGUUAUGCGUUCUGUUGUUCAUUAUUCAAGCGUUCACAAUAUUCUCCAAGCCAGGCGACGCAGUGAACGCUGACGACGGAGAGAAUCUCUAUGGAAUGGAAAAUAUCUAUUCAAGCGACUGCUAUAAAGAAGUGAUGAAAAAUAUUGUUGAGGAAGAAACAACACAAGAUGUGCCAGCCAUCAAAACUCCAGCAAGAGAAGAAGUCAAAGAAGAAACAACAACGCUCAUCAAAUUCGUUCCGAAUAAGUGCUUUAACAUAGCAUCGAAAUAUAUAAAUGACAAAAUAGAAGUACAGGAUAUGCAAACACCCAAAACUCCAGCAACAGAAGAAGUCAAAGAAGAAACAACAACGCUGAACAUCGAUGAGGGCGAGACGCUCUUUGGGGUGAAGAAUAUUUACCACAGCAGCUGCUUCACUAAAGAUGUGCCAGCCACCACAACUCCAGCAAGAGAAGAAGUCAAAGAAGAAACAACAACGCUGAACGUCGAUGAGGAAGAGGUGAUCUUUGGGGUGAAGAACAUUUAUCCUAGCAAGUGCUAUAAUAAAGAUGUGCCAGCCACCACAACUCCAGCAAGAGAAGAAGUCAAAGAAGAAACAACAACGCUGAACAUCGAUGAGGGCGAGACGCUCUUUGGGGUGAAGAAUAUUUACCACAGCAGCUGCUUCACUAAAGAUGUGCCAGCCAUCAAAACUCCAGCAAGAGAAGAAGUCAAAGAAGAAACAACAACGCUGAACGUCGAUGAGGAAGAGGUGAUCUUUGGGGUGAAGAACAUUUAUCCUAGCAAGUGCUAUAAUAAAGAUGUGCCAGCCAUCAAAACUCCAGCAAGAGAAGAAGUCAAAGAAGAAACAACAACGCUGAACGUCGAUGAGGAAGAGGUGAUCUUUGGGGUGAAGAACAUUUAUCCUAGCAAGUGCUAUAAUAAAGAUGUGCCAGCCACCACAACUCCAGCAAGAGAAGAAGUCAAAGAAGAAACAACAACGCUGAACAUCGAUGAGGGCGAGACGCUCUUUGGGGUGAAGAAUAUUUACCACAGCAGCUGCUUCACUAAAGCUGAAGUUUAGAAAUGUCUCUUGCCCAUUUUCGCCUUCAAAAUGUCGUUCUCCCAUUGUUUUUCACCGUGUUGAAUGAGAACUUCACUCUUUUGUAUCAUUACGCAAAAACUUUAUGAGCAUAUUUCCCAUUUAACUUUAAAUAUGUAAUGUCAAUUUCUAUAAUUUCGAAUUUUAUUAUUUAUGUCACAGCUAAUUAAUAAAUAAAAAUGUUGCACAAU
Messenger RNA from Trichobilharzia regenti, 4853 nucleotides. NCBI's taxonomy places the organism in Eukaryota, Metazoa, Platyhelminthes, Trematoda, Strigeidida, Schistosomatidae. The record is from the annotation of a GenBank genome assembly.